GAAUUCAUUUUAUACAAUCGAAACCCAAAUCUUUCGCAGAAAGAGAUUUUCCCUCGUAGCAAUCGCUUACAUUUCGUGAGAGGAGGGCUUCUUCAAGCGGUAUUCUGGCAUUCAGUAGGAAUUUCCACCAAUUUGUGUGCUUGUCGUUCUCUUUUGAUAAGGAGCAAUCAAACUCAGGAUUAGCUAGAUGAGAUAUAACCACUUGGGACUGUGUAUCUUCCAUUGAAAUUUGAGUUGUUUGCUGAGGUUAUGAAAUCUUUUGCUGCCAUUUUUGUGUAAAAAUUUUGUUCUUUACCUGUCUUUUGUAAUGCCGCUUUUACUUCUUUUCUACUGCAGGAAGAGUUGGUGUGUGUAGUUUUUUAUGAGGCAGAGCCUACAAUUAGUUUGGAGAAUUUUAAUGUUCUUUAGUGAAUAUUAGUUUUACAUAUCUCAAUCAAUGUCUCUUAGAAGGCCACAACUUCCUCGCCUUCUCCUCAACCAGGUCUCCUGUAUGCGGAAUGCCCAGCAAAUCCUUCGAAAUGUUAACGUCUCGAUCCACGAUGGUGGUGCACUCGUGCUGACUGGCACCAACGGUUCGGGCAAAACGACAUUCCUACGUAUGUUAGCUGGAUUCUCCAGGCCUUCUGCAGGCGAGAUCCUCUGGAAUGGCCAUGACAUUACAGAAUCAGGAGUGUUCCACCAGUACAAGCUGCAGCUAAACUGGCUCUCGCUGAAAGAUGCCAUCAAAGAGAACUUUACCGUGCUCGACAACGUUCAGUGGUUCGAGGUUCUCGAGGGGAAGCAAGGGGGGUCAAUGCCUGCUAUCGAGCUGAUGGGGCUUGGAAAGUUGGCGAAAGAGAAAGCGAGAAUGCUGUCGAUGGGGCAGCGGAAACGACUGCAGCUUGCAAGGUUGUUGGCGAUCGAUAGACCGAUUUGGCUGCUUGAUGAGCCUUCAGUUGCAUUAGAUGAUGAUGGGGUGAAGUUGCUGGAAUAUAUCGUUGCAGAACAUAGAAAGAAAGGUGGGAUUGUUAUUGUAGCAACUCAUAUACCAAUAGAGAUUGAAGACGCCAUGAUCUUGAGGCUCCCGCCACGAUUCCCUCGGAGAAUGACAUUGGUCGAUAUGCUUGAUCGAAGUGAUAUAUCGUAGCUACUAACUUCUUAAGACGGUUACAGGCAUGACUCAUUUGAUCAAGUCAUUCCUAACCUUAUUCAGGAGUGGCAAGUUUGACUCUUCACUCGAGUUUUGUCUUGUAAUACUUACAAAAGAAAUGAAAAGGAAAUGAGAGAUAAAUUUAAGACAAUUUUCUUUUGUUAGAUAAGAGUUUGUCAUAUUUAUC
Molecule: messenger RNA, 1316 nt
Organism: Momordica charantia (bitter melon)
Lineage: Eukaryota; Viridiplantae; Streptophyta; Magnoliopsida; Cucurbitales; Cucurbitaceae
Source: RefSeq, a predicted model, not a curated record